CCUCCUCCUCCUCCUCUUCUUCUUCUUCUCCCCCCCUCCGUCCCCGCCGCAGCCGGGCCCGAGCCCAGGGGAGCCCCGCCGGCCGGACGCCAUGCCCUCCGACCGGCCCUUCAAGCAGCGCCGCAGCUUCGCUGAGCGCUGUAAGGAAGUGCGGCAGAUCCGGGAGCAGCACCCCAACAAGAUCCCGGUGAUCAUCGAGCGCUACAAGGGGGAGAAGCAGCUGCCCGUGCUGGACAAGACCAAGUUCCUGGUCCCCGACCACGUCAACAUGAGCGAGCUGGUGAAGAUCAUCCGCCGCCGGCUCCAGCUGAACCCCACCCAGGCCUUCUUCCUGCUGGUCAACCAGCACAGCAUGGUGAGCGUGGCCACCCCCAUCUCCGAGAUCUACGAGCAGGAGAAGGACGAAGAUGGCUUUCUCUACAUGGUCUACGCUAGCCAAGAGACCUUCGGCUACUGAACGGGGGGGGAGGGGGCCCGGGGGCCAGGCUGCGCGCCCCAUCUCCCUCCCGGCUCAGCCUAGGGGGCUGCCGCCCGGCCCCUCUCCUCCUCACGCCAUCCUCCCCCCGGGCCGCCCGGCCGCCCCGCUCCCGGGACGUCGGGCUCUGCCCCGCCACCGCCCCUCCCCCGGUUCCGGCCCGACGCCGGACCGUCUGUGGCGGGGGCGGGAGGGCCCCGCGACGUACCUGCCCGUCCCCGGGGUGUCUCCAUCCACUUUGGGCGCUCCGACUCUCGGUGCUAGGCGGUGGACGGAGGAGCCCGUGCCCCCGGCCCUCUGGGAGAGGUGACGGGGGAGGAGGCGGCUGGUAUUUUCUCCGUCCUCAGCUCUGCCCCUCCGCUUCGGGCAGCUCGACGGAGGGGGGGGGGGGGCGGGGCCGGCCUCCGUUGUCCACAGGUGGGAGCUGCCUCGGGUGGCAUGUGCCUGCUUCUCCACACCCCCUCACCCCCGCCCUCCUCCCGAACCCACCCACCAUGUGUACGUGAACCGUCGAUAAAGCUCUGACGACUACAUGAAUUCAA
Messenger RNA from Ornithorhynchus anatinus (platypus), 1017 nucleotides. RefSeq names its product microtubule associated protein 1 light chain 3 alpha (gene MAP1LC3A). The record is from RefSeq and is a predicted model, not a curated record. The transcript has 4 exons. NCBI's taxonomy places the organism in Eukaryota, Metazoa, Chordata, Mammalia, Monotremata, Ornithorhynchidae. Bases 92 to 457 code for a protein of 121 amino acids. Gene Ontology annotation, molecular function: ubiquitin protein ligase binding. Gene Ontology annotation, biological process: autophagosome assembly; macroautophagy; cellular response to nitrogen starvation. Gene Ontology annotation, cellular component: cytosol; autophagosome membrane; autophagosome.